UUCAAAUUUUAAGCAAACAAUUCACGAUGUACGUUAUUAAAGUACUGUAUAAUGUUAUAACAAAACAAAAAUCACUGAACUUUCAUUUUUUCUUUACUGGUGAUGUUAUAAAAUGGCCAUAAAUCGGAUUUUCUAUAUUUUUAUUCUAACAUAUUUUCCGAAGAUAAGCAUUGUUCAAACCACGGUUCCAGUUUUUUCAAACAUAAGUGUGCCGAUACAAGUCCGGGAAGAUGCCACGACAGAAACACUGCUCGAUUCGUUCAACGUCAUCGAUCCUGACGGUAGUGACGUGACGUCAUGUACUCACAGCGGGGACUCAGGAGAGUUCGACAUCAGGCAGAACAUUGCUGAUAAUACACUAUUUGAAUUGUACGUGCUGACAGGAGGAGGAAUAGAAUACGACACAUUGCCCUCGUUCACUCUCUCAGUAUCGUGCACUGAUACCCAGUCAGAGAUCGGAACAACAAAUAUACUGAUUGACGUCAUUCCAAAUCAGCCUCCAUCUGUAACACCUGCAACAUCACCGAUCUCAGUCAACGAAAACAUCGAUGUACAAACACAGCUUUAUACACCAAACGUCAGUGACGUUGAAAACGAUCCGUUUGUUUGUGACGUCAAAUACAGUAACCCGACGUCUAGCAUAUUUGAUAUGUGGUGGAAUUCAACAGCUUUGGAAUAUCAGCUGUAUUUAAAAAGCAAUCCAGGUUUGAGCUUUAGUACAACCCCUACAUACACUGUCACUAUAGAGUGUUGGGACGACUUUGGUUCCUCCACAUCAGAUAUUGUAGUAUUCAUAACACCAAACUCCGCUCCAACGUUCACCAACCUUCCAGGUAAUAUAAAGUGA
This is a messenger RNA of Ruditapes philippinarum (Manila clam), 847 nucleotides long. RefSeq lists its product as uncharacterized. NCBI's taxonomy places the organism in Eukaryota, Metazoa, Mollusca, Bivalvia, Venerida, Veneridae. Bases 113 to 847 code for a protein of 244 amino acids. Gene Ontology annotation, cellular component: membrane. The record is from RefSeq and is a predicted model, not a curated record. The transcript is spliced from 5 exons. Gene Ontology annotation, molecular function: calcium ion binding.